ACCCCGCGCCGUGACCGGCGGUGGUGGCACAAUGGAGGCAGAGGGCAGCCGGGCGCGCCGCAGGAAGCCCGACAUGGCCCUCUAUGUGCCCAAAGCACGGCGGGAGAGAGCGGCACAAGCGGCAGCCGCCAGCCACCGGGAGCCUGAGAAGCUGCACCUGGCACAAGACAUCCCCAGGGGUGGCUCUGAGGGGCAGAGGCGAAGCCCUGGAACCAGGACACACGUGGGCAAAGAGGCUGGCAGGGAGAGCAAGGCCAGGGCCAAGGAGCCACGGGCAGCCUCUGCUGGGGACAGACAGGCAGUGGGAGUAUCGCCCGAUGUGCAGGAGCCAAGCGUGGAGCCAGCUGCUGCGCAGCCCUCAGGCAAAGAAUCCUGGGAUGCAGGGCCUGGGGAGCGCAGCCAUGGGUUGAGGACGGUGCCGGACACUCUGGGCGCCCAUCCUGCAUCUGUCCCUGAGCAUGGUGGAGAUCCUGAUGAUGUAAUGGCAGCUGAGCAGAGCGUGGUGCAUCGGACAGAGCUGGGCAAUGUGACGGAGCUCCUGGGUCACAGCUCUCUGGGUGCAUCUAUGGAGUGCUUGAGAUGCACAGAACAGGGUGCCUUGCAGCAGGCAGGAGGGGGAAAUGUGGGCAGCGUACCCAGGCUCAGCUGGGAGAGUGUGAAAAGCCAUGAGGAGAAGAGGGAGUGUGAUGAAUCUGUCCUUGCAGGGCAGGGUGAGGGCUGGGACAUGGACAGCACAUCCCAGCUCCUGCCAGAGCAUGAGGAGCAGCUGCCGCCCAGCAAGGAGCAGGCCAGUUCUGGUGCUGGACACGAUGGAGGGGAGAGUGUUCUUGCGCCCCAUAGGAGCAAUGAUUUGGGAACUGGUGAUGAGAUGAGCUGUGCUGAGGGGACAGAAAGUGGCCCCGGGGAAGGGGAUCCCCUGGACAGACCCCUGGCCCUGAAACCCGUUGAGCUGCUGUGCCACGGCAUGGAGCAGCUCUCGUCUGGAUCCUGGGCUGAGGAACCAACACAAGCAGAUGAGGACAAAGGCUGGCAGCAACAGCACCAGGAGGAGGAGGAGGAGGGUGAGGAGGGAUGUCCCCAUGGCAGCUCCCUAAAGCCAAAUCAGCCUGGUGCUGGGACCCCGAGCAGCCCAGGCGGCGCAGAGAGCUGGGAUGCGCUGUUCAAUGAUGAUGGGGAUUGCCUGGACCCACACCUGCUGGAGGAGCUCUCUGGGGGCCCGGAGCACCGGCAGAGCCUGCAGGAGCCCCGCUUCAACUACUACAGGGCUGAGCCGGCCGUGCCGGACCUCAGUGACGCUGAGCUGCCCCACGUCAUCGAGAUCUAUGACUUCCCCCCGGAUUUCCGCACCGAGGACCUCCUGCGCAUCUUCUGCAGCUACCAGAAGAAGGGCUUUGACAUCAAGUGGGUGGACGAUACUCAUGCUCUGGGCAUCUUCUCCAGUCCCAUCACAGCGCUUGAUGCCCUCAGCACCAAGCACCUGAUGGUGAAGACUCGACCGCUGUCCCAGGGCACACGGGCAGCCAAAGCCAAGGCGAGGGCAUAUGCUGACUUUCUGCAGCCAGCCAAGGAGCGCCCCGAAACGUCAGCAGCACUGGCACGGCGCCUGGUCAUCGGUGCCCUGGGGGUGCGCAGCAGUCAGACCCCUGCCCAGCGGGACGCCGAGCGCAGGAAGCUGCAAGAGGCACGGGAGAGGAAGCGCCUGGAGAACAAGCAGCGGGAGGAUGCCUGGGAAGGCCGGGAAUGAACGUCCUGCAGUGGGAUGGUGCUGGCGAUGCUGCCAGGGGCACCUGCACCUGGGGAUGGAGCUGGUGCUGCUGCCCUGUGGGCUCUGUGUUAGGUGGAGCAGGCACACAGGAGAGGGGCUGGGGCACAGCUGCAGGGUGCUUGAGGGCCGGUUAGGGGCAUGCCACGGUGUCCCAAGGCUGUCCCCAGGGCUAUGGUGACACAUGCUGUGUGGUCACCAUGGCCACCCUGAGCGUUGUGAGUGAGAAUGUCCUUUAUUUUGUUAAUAAAUACCAUUUAUUUUGC
Molecule: messenger RNA, 2028 nt
Organism: Centrocercus urophasianus (Greater sage-grouse)
Lineage: Eukaryota; Metazoa; Chordata; Aves; Galliformes; Phasianidae
Gene: R3HCC1L
Product: R3H domain and coiled-coil containing 1 like
Exons: 7
Coding region: 32-1744 (570 amino acids)
Molecular function (GO): nucleic acid binding
Source: RefSeq, a predicted model, not a curated record